AUGGAUUUUGACGCUAUGGAUAUUGAGCCCCAAGGGCCACAGGUCACAGUGCGAGAUGUCGAAACGCACCGAGUUGACUUCCGCCUCAUGUCCGUCGACCUUGCCUUUGCCAACUCUCUCCGUCGCGUGAUGCUCACCGAAGUGCCCACCGUUGCUAUUGAUGUCGUCGAGAUCGAAUCAAAUACCUCCGUUUUGCCUGAUGAAUUCAUCGCGCAUCGGCUGGGGCUGAUUCCCUUGCAUUCGAAAAACUGCGACGUCGACAUGGUCUACGCGCGCGACUGUGAUUGCGAAGGUGGCUGCUCGCGAUGCAUUAUUACGCUACAGCUCCAUGCGAAAUGUACGGGGGAAGGGGUUAUGGUGGUGUACGCGCGAGAUCUGGUUGUGAUUGGGGACCGGGCGAAUGAGUGGGUUGGGAAUCCAGUGAUAAAUGACCCGGCUGGGAAAGGGCCGAUCAUUUGUAAACUGCGACGAGACCAAGAGGUUAAAAUGACUUGCACAGUGAAAAAGGGAAUCGCGAAGGAACACGCAAAAUGGGCGCCGACAGCGGCCAUUGGGUUCGAGUACGAUCCGCAUAAUAACUUGAGACAUGUGGAUUAUUGGUAUGAAGAGGAUCCGGUCAAGGAAUGGCCUGUCUCCGCCAACGCAGAAUGGGAACAUCCCGCACCACCUGAUAUGCCGUUCGACUACGAUGCCGCACCUUCCACUUUCUACCUCGACGUCGAAAGUAUCGGCAACUUAGAACCGGACGCCAUCGUUCAACAAGGAAUCAGCGUCCUUCAGCGGAAACUCGCAGAAAUCAUAUCGGCCCUGAGUGGAACUGGCGACGCCGCGGCGCGCGGAGAGGGUAUGAAUGGCAUGGAAGUCGACGGUGGUCGGAGCCCCGAUGCGUAUGAACCACCAGAAGGUAUUGAUGGUAGCUUCAGUGCGUACGCGCCGAAUGGCGUUGGAGCUGGUGCUGGAGGGCAGAGCGUAUGGGGUGCUGCUGGUGGCACCACCCCAUACGGGGCGACCCCGUAUGGCCAGGGCUACGGAUUCUAG
Molecule: messenger RNA, 1038 nt
Organism: Uncinocarpus reesii 1704
Lineage: Eukaryota; Fungi; Ascomycota; Eurotiomycetes; Onygenales; Onygenaceae
Product: DNA-directed RNA polymerase II 45 kDa polypeptide
Exons: 3
Coding region: 1-1038 (345 amino acids)
Biological process (GO): DNA-templated transcription
Cellular component (GO): RNA polymerase II, core complex
Molecular function (GO): DNA-directed RNA polymerase activity; DNA binding; protein dimerization activity
Source: RefSeq, a predicted model, not a curated record